GGUGUGGCUCACCCAGAGUUCAAGUUUAAUACUCGGAUUGUUGUCAAGCAAGUUAAUUCCUCCUACUAGCGUACUUCAUCCUCAUUGUUGCUUCGGCUUUGGUCUCAUUGCAGUCAUCUGCUCUUCAACAGAAACACUUCUCACGCAUCCACCUUUUGAAGUAGUGAAUCGAGUCAGAGAUGGCUGGUAGAGGAACAGUGAAGCCCCAUGCAGGAUUCAAUGCCAAUAAUGAUGCUGAGGUUCUCUUCAAGGCCAUGAAAGGAUUUGGCACAGAUGAGGAUGCUAUUGUGCAGUUGUUGACAUCACGUAGCAAUGAGCAGCGCAACCAGAUCAAAGCUGCAUAUAAAACCCUGCAUGGAAAGGAUUUGGUGAAUGAUUUGAAGUCAGAGUUGGGUGGCAAGUUUGAGACUCUCAUUGUAGCCUUGAUGACUCCUCCCAUACUGUAUGAUGUCUCAUGCCUACGUGAUGCCAUCAAGGGGGCAGGCACAGACGAGAAAGUGUUGAUCGAGAUCCUGGCAUCCAGACCAGCUAAUGAAAUCAAUCAGAUCAAAAGUGCUUACAAGCAAGCACAUGAUAAGGACCUGGAGGAAGCUGUGACUGGUGAUACUGGAGGUCACUUCCAGAGGAUGUUGGUUAUCUUGCUGCAAGCCAGCAGACAGCAGGGUAUACAAGAGAGCCUCAUUCAAAGUGAUGCGCAGGCAUUGUUUGCUGCAGGUGAACAGAAGUAUGGCACUGAUGAGAGCCAGUUCAUCACUAUACUGGGAAAUCGUAGUGCUGCUCACCUUAGGAGAGCGUUUGAGGAGUAUAGAAAGCUGUCAGGGUAUGAGAUAGAGGAGAGCAUCCAGAGAGAAACCUCUGGAAGCCUCCAAGAAGUACUGCUGGCUGUCGUGAAGUGUGCCCGCAGCGUUUCAGCUUAUUUUGCUGAGAGUCUUUACAACUCCAUGAAACAGGGGGCAGGUACAGAUGACCAAACAUUGAUGAGGAUCAUGGUCACCCGCAGUGAAGUUGACAUGAUGGAUAUUCGUGCUGAUUUCCGCAGAAUGUUUGCAACUUCUCUGCAUAAAACGAUUCAGGGUGAUACCUCUGGUGACUACCGUAAAGCCCUGCUGCUGCUGUGUGGUGGAGAUGAUGCAUAAGCCCCACCCUCCAUGCCUGGGUCAUGAUACUAUGACUCCCACAUGGCCAGGGACCAGUCCCCAUCCAAACACAAACUAAAGAAAACAAACUUCACAUUCCAAAUCAGUUGAAGGAUGUCAUGUCCUGCUGGACAUGUGCUGCAUAGCAUUAUUUAAUUCACAUUAGCAAUAUGUGAAUUUUGGCAUUCAUUUGUAAUGAAAUGUGUAGUAGAAAAAAAAACUCGCAAAUUGGAGAUCACAUUGAAGAUUAUAGGCCUCAAAUCUAUGACUUUAGAUGAAACCACAGAAAAACUACUAAUAUAUAUUUUUAAAUGAAGUAUUUUACAAAUUUUCAUGAAAAUACAUUUUGACUCUACCAUCUACAUGAAGGCCAAAUAUUUUACCCUAAAAUGAAGCAAUAUUUUAUAAACAUAUUCAACAACUUUUCACUUAUUUAUUGUUUGUACGGUCAACUAACUUUCACAACAUUUCAGUUUAUUAUAAUAACUGCUUUAAUAACAGUCAUUAUUAGGAAAUUCCUUUCAUAUAUUUAAAUGUUUGUAUCUGUGUAUGUUUUCAUCUAAAUUUGUGCUUAAAUGACAGGUUUGCUUAACUGCUUAAUUUCUAAAGUAAUAACAUUUUGCCUCUGAUUGGUGCAACAAUAUGUAUCUAUAUACUGCAAAUAAAAACAAAAUUCUUCCAAUAGA
Triplophysa dalaica is the source of this 1822-nucleotide messenger RNA. It is a transcript of the gene anxa5b, whose product is annotated as annexin A5b. Lineage: Eukaryota; Metazoa; Chordata; Actinopteri; Cypriniformes; Nemacheilidae. Gene Ontology annotation, molecular function: calcium-dependent phospholipid binding; calcium ion binding. The record is from RefSeq and is a predicted model, not a curated record. The transcript is spliced from 13 exons. Bases 180 to 1136 code for a protein of 318 amino acids. Gene Ontology annotation, cellular component: cytoplasm. Gene Ontology annotation, biological process: negative regulation of coagulation.